Messenger RNA from Sceloporus undulatus (fence lizard), 1809 nucleotides. RefSeq lists its product as uncharacterized. NCBI's taxonomy places the organism in Eukaryota, Metazoa, Chordata, Lepidosauria, Squamata, Phrynosomatidae. The transcript has 2 exons. The coding region runs from base 70 to 903 and encodes 277 amino acids. The record is from RefSeq and is a predicted model, not a curated record.
GACUCGACUUCUUCUUGCCCGCCGAUUUCAACCUUGUUUGACUGGCCAAACUGGUAACGCUUCAGCGCCAUGGCUUCCUUUAAACAAUGCGCUAAAUGCGGGGUUAAAAUACCCAUGUCAGAUGGGCACGACAAAUGUGUCCUAUGCCUAGGGGAAGGCCACAUCCCAGGAGCCUGCAGGCAUUGUAAGGCCAUGACGGCCCAGGCCCUAAAAAAUAGAGACCAGAAGUUGAAAGCGUCUCUAUAUGAAAAGGCCUUCCAUCCCUCCUCAACUGGGGAUGAUCCGGGGACCUCUGAUACACAUAAAAUUGCCAACUACGCAGCGUGCAUGGGGGCAUAUGUCCAGCUCCUUAUGGAAAAAAUGGACCCUAUCAUCAGUGAACUUCCUGAUGAUAAGAAAAGGAUUAUGUCCGCCAUCCGCAACGAGGCCCACUCUGUGGGUGGCCAGCAAAUAAUAUCAGCACGACACUCAACCGAUUGCUCCUCCAAGAUCCUCUCUGGAUCCGUAGCUCUCCGCCGAUAUGCCUGGCUCCGUUCCUCAGAUUUGACUCCCCAAGCCAAAGCGGCAAUAGAGGACAUGCCAUUUGAUAAUUCUGGCCUAUUCAAUAAAGAGACAGACGAAAAGUUAAGCUUUCGUUAUAGAAUGAAAACAGCUGCCAAGAAACACGGCAUGUCAGCCUCAUCCUCCAGGCCAGCUAAGCAACGGUACAGUGGCCAACGGAACUGGUUCCACCACGGCCAGCAACGCUUCCACCAUCCCGAGAGACAGUUCCAGCCUCAAGAUUCCACACGCCAGGGCGGACGCUCCAGGUCUCCCUCUCAACAAGACCGUCGCCAGCCGUCUCAAAGCCGUUACCAACCAGGUUAUAAGAAAAAAGAUGCUAGGGGCAAAAAGAGAUUCUGAAGCCCCCUAGCGCACUUCGUCACCUCCCACACAGAGGGGUUGCAGCCCUUUUAUAACACCUGGGCUUCCAUCUCAACAGACUCCUGGGUCCUAAAUAUAGUCCAAAGGGGUUAUACCCUGGAGUUCUCUACGCUCCCUACCACCGGAGCUAUCAUUACCACCUUACCCUCGGACACCCUUCUCGACGAAGUGCGCUCCCUUUUGGACAAGGGCGCUAUCGAGCCUGUACAACCUUCCCAGGCCCGAUACUGCUUUUUUUCCAAAUACUUCAUUGUCCCUAAAAAACCUGAAGGCCUUAGGCCAAUUUUGGACUUACGCGCCCUUAACACCUUCAUAGCUUAUAGACGCUUCAGGAUGGUAACCCUUGCCUCUAUCCUGCCACUCUUGCAGAAAGAUGCCUGGUUCGCCACGCUGGACCUGAAGGACGCCUAUUUUCACAUUGCGAUACAGAGCGACCACCGCAGAUUCUUCGCCUUCACCGUUGGACCAGAUUUCUUUCAAUACAAGGUCCUUCCAUUCGGCCUGUCUUCAGCACCAAGAGUCUUCACGAAGUGCAUGGCUCCUGUCAUAGCUUAUCUACGUCAGCAGGGAAUCGUAGUGUUCCCCUAUCUGGACGACUGGCUAUUCACGGCACCAUCCAGAGAGGCCCUUCAACACCAGAUGGACUUUGCCCAAGACCUACUGGCAUCAUUGGGACUUCGUGUCAACCUCGAAAAAUCCCAAUUGACCCCGUCCAGACAAAUCAAUUUUAUAGGCACAUUGCUGGACUCAGAAGCAGCCAGGGCCUACCUCCCGCAGUCCAGAUUCCAAGCCCUAACAUUCGCCAUACGAGCCUGUCUACGGUACAGACACCUACCAGCCCGUGUGAUACAGGUGGCGAUGGGACACUUAGCCUCCACAACCUUC